Messenger RNA from Didymella exigua CBS 183.55, 562 nucleotides. RefSeq lists its product as uncharacterized. Lineage: Eukaryota; Fungi; Ascomycota; Dothideomycetes; Pleosporales; Didymellaceae. Bases 137 to 511 code for a protein of 124 amino acids. The transcript has a single exon. The record is from RefSeq and is a predicted model, not a curated record.
CGAGCUCGAUCAAGCAUCAACGACGAAAGUCACCGAAUAGAUUUGAGACCCAACCGACUAUGAGCUACAACACGUCGGCAUGUCCAUACGGUGUAAACAUGCCAGCAACGCACAGACCGCCAACGUCAUCGCCUGAAUGCAGCAGCAGUCACAUACCCGGACCGUACUCACUCCCUUACUUACCGUGUCUAGGUCCCUGGCUGCUAAGGACACCCGUCUAGUCGCCCCAUGCGCAGUCUCACUUCUCACGAGCAAAGACCAUAGUGUGCUCGCAUGCUCACGAAUCCUUCCAGGCUGUCAUCACCGGCGAGUCCUUUCGAGCGGUCCUGGUCAGCCUCACAAUCCUUUCCACCAAUAUCGUUUCCUUUCGACCACACGGGGUUUCACUCUCUUUGGGUUGAUACGAUUGUUGGUAAUUGCGAAAAUUAAGGAUUGCUUUUGUGAGCGCAUGACACGACCAUUGUCGCUGUGGGUUAAAACAAUAUGUAACCACGUGGGUGAAGUCACAUGAUAUCUUGUUGUAGCAGGUACCGCCCAGUGGGCAAGUGCACUUACCUCAGAG